UUUAGUUCAGCCUGCUUGUCACAGCGGUUACUGGAAAUGACACACGGGAGGCGGUCGAAUGGCAAACAUGUUAAAAACAUGUGCUAUAGCUACGAUUCAUCCGGAAUCCACAUUUUCAUCAGAUUUAUAUAAUAACGCGAUAUAGGUCAUUUUCAUUAAUAAAGGACCGCUUAAAAGACCGCAGUGUCAAAUGGACGUCGACGGCAUCUGAAUGAACCCAGCAUAAUUUCUAGCCAACGGACUGAAAUAAAAUAUCUUUAAUGUGUCCAAGCCUGGUGGUGUGUUCAUUCCGUCUACCAGCCUUGGCGAACAGCGGUGUUACUGUAUCGGUGGACGAAAGUGAUCAGAGCGGACUCGGUUCUGUCCUUAUCCACAGCAGUAGAAGUUGCGCCGUGAUUUGUAUUUCCCUUCCCCAUGUUACUGCAAAGAGCCAUCUCCACAUUUCCCUUCCUCAUGUUACUGCAAAGAGCCAUCUCCACAUUUCCCUAAUGAAAAUUCAUCUUUGGAACGGUUCCCGGGACGUGACAGAGAUUAUGUCGAGUAAAAGUGUGGAAUGGCUUCAAGAAGAACUGGAGUCCGGGCUCGGGGUGAGCUCACUACUGCUGUUGGACUGCCGAUCUCACGAGCUUUACGAAUCGUCGCACAUUGAGUCGGCCAUCAACCUGACGAUCCCCGGUUUGAUGCUGCGGAGACUGAAGAAGGGGAAUCUACCGAUCCGGUCCAUCAUCCCCAACAACGAGGAUAAAGAGAAAUUCGUGAAGCGGUGCAAGACAGACAUGGUUCUUCUCUAUGACGAGGCCACUACGGACUGGAAGGAGACCGGGGUGGCGAGCUCUGUUCUCGGCUUGCUGUUGCAAAAGCUCCGAGAUGAAGGUUGUAAGGUGUUCUACCUGGAAGGUGGCUUCAACAAGUUCCAGACCGAGUACCCUGAGCACUGUGAGACCAACCUGGACUGUUCCUGCCCCAGCAGCUCCCCGCCGGCCUCCGUCCUGGGUCUGGGCGGGCUGAGGAUCAGCUCUGACUGUUCUGAUGGGGAGUCAUCGGACAGGGAACCGGUCAGCGCCACCGAGUCCGAGGGCAGCCCUCUCCCCAACAACCAGCCUGCCUUCCCUGUCCAGAUCUUACCGUACCUCUACCUGGGCUGUGCCAAAGACUCCACCAAUCUGGACAUCCUGGGGAAGUAUAAUAUUAAGUACAUCCUGAACGUCACGCCCAACCUGCCCAACAUGUUUGAACACGACGGAGACUUCAAGUACAAACAGAUCCCCAUCUCCGAUCACUGGAGCCAAAAUCUCUCGCAGUUUUUCCCAGAGGCCAUUUCUUUCAUUGACGAAGCUCGUUCCAAAAAGUGUGGUAUCCUGGUGCACUGCCUGGCGGGGAUCAGUCGCUCGGUAACGGUAACCGUGGCCUACCUGAUGCAGAAGCUCAACCUGUCGCUCAACGACGCGUACGACUUUGUGAAACAGAAGAAGUCCAACAUCUCACCCAACUUCAACUUCAUGGGUCAGCUCUUGGAUUUUGAGAGAACAUUGGGUCUCAAUAGCCCGUGUGACAACCACACCUCCACCAAUGACCAGCUGUUCUUCACCACGCCAACCAAUCACAACGUGUUCCAGCUCGACACGCUGGAAUCUACAUGAAG
Molecule: messenger RNA, 1642 nt
Organism: Oncorhynchus gorbuscha (pink salmon)
Lineage: Eukaryota; Metazoa; Chordata; Actinopteri; Salmoniformes; Salmonidae
Product: dual specificity protein phosphatase 6-like
Exons: 3
Coding region: 261-1640 (459 amino acids)
Biological process (GO): negative regulation of MAPK cascade; protein dephosphorylation
Cellular component (GO): cytoplasm; cytosol
Molecular function (GO): MAP kinase tyrosine/serine/threonine phosphatase activity; protein tyrosine/threonine phosphatase activity
Source: RefSeq, a predicted model, not a curated record